Molecule: messenger RNA, 609 nt
Organism: Pelobates fuscus (common spadefoot toad)
Lineage: Eukaryota; Metazoa; Chordata; Amphibia; Anura; Pelobatidae
Gene: SERP1
Product: stress associated endoplasmic reticulum protein 1
Exons: 3
Coding region: 157-357 (66 amino acids)
Biological process (GO): endoplasmic reticulum unfolded protein response
Cellular component (GO): endoplasmic reticulum
Source: RefSeq, a predicted model, not a curated record
UCCGGUGGGGGGCGUGGCCUGUUGAAUUGCCUACGCUGGCAGCUCGGCGAGUCGGUAUUUACCUCUUACACACCCUUAGAGCGUGAGGUGGCCGGGUCUCUUCACCGCUUCAUCCCAUUGCCUACGUGUAACCCCUCCGCCUGCACAGUGUUCACCAUGGUGGCCAAACAGAGGAUCCGCAUGGCCAAUGAAAAGCACAGCAAGAACAUCACGCAGAGAGGCAACGUGGCCAAGACGGCGAGGAGUGCAACAGAUGAAAAAUCAUCGGUGGGACCCUGGUUAUUGGCGCUCUUUAUCUUCGUGGUGUGUGGCUCUGCUAUUUUCCAGAUUAUCCAGAGUAUUAGGAUGGGCAUGUAAAUACCACCACCAGUUCUGAUGCUACUUUCCUCCUGUGAAGUAAUAUAUGAACUGUUUGUGAUACGUUGACUGAGGCAAAGAAGAAAAAAAAGAUUUCACAUAACUGCCUGUUCCAGAAUGACUGCUCACUACAACUUUCAUCUGAGUCAUUCCAAAUUAUUCCACCAAAGUCAUUCCAAGUUUUCUAAUCCAUGCCACAGUGCCUUUAAAGAGCACCAUAUGCAUAAGAGCAAUAAAAAGAAGCAGAUUCUC